This is a messenger RNA of Penicillium samsonianum, 2016 nucleotides long. RefSeq names its product Dynamin. Gene Ontology annotation, molecular function: GTPase activity; microtubule binding; GTP binding. The coding region runs from base 1 to 2016 and encodes 671 amino acids. The transcript is spliced from 7 exons. Gene Ontology annotation, cellular component: microtubule; membrane; cytoplasm. The record is from RefSeq and is a predicted model, not a curated record. NCBI's taxonomy places the organism in Eukaryota, Fungi, Ascomycota, Eurotiomycetes, Eurotiales, Aspergillaceae.
AUGACAAUCACAGAAACCCACACGAAAAGCCUCGAGUUGGCUGAUCCAGCUUUACUGGAGAAAAUUGACAAACUUUUCGCCUGUAACGUCGGGGAGUAUGUCAGCCUCCCCCAACUCGUUGUCGUUGGUGACCAGUCCAGCGGUAAGAGUUCGGUCCUCGAGGGCCUGACCAAGUUGAACUUCCCUCGGGACAACGGCCUAUGCACGCGAUUUGCGACACAGAUCAUUUUUCGCCAUGAUGCCAACUUGGCUGAACGAGAGAUAUCUGCUUGUAUAAUCCCUGCAUCAGAUGCAACUCCAGAGGAGGAUCAGAAGUUGCGGGGCUGGAAGGCCUCUGCCCUUCAGUCACUAGGUGCUGAUGACUUCAAUCGUGCGAUAAAAGAGGUCCACGACGUUAUGAACCUUUCUUCAUCUGCUGGGGACCAAAGGCCAACUUUUUCUAACAGCGUGUUACAACUGGAGAUUCGUGGCCCGAACGAGAGCCAUCUUAGCGUUAUCGACUUAGGAACAUGGUCCUUCGUUAUAUGCAAAACCAACGGUCUAUUAUGUUGGCUGUGGUUCCAGCAAACAUCGAUGUUGCUACUCAAGAAAUCAUUGAGAUGGCCAGCGAACUUGACCCUGAAGAGCAAGAACCUUGAGAAUCCUCACCAAGCCAGAUCUCGAGCUGAGAACAAGGUUAUUCAACUCAUUCAUGAUGGGAAUGCGAACGGGCAGCUGGGGUGGAUCCUCGUUCGAAAUCUCGGCCAAAAACAGCUUCAGGCUGGUGAUGCUGACCGAGAUGCCGAAGAAAGGAUGUUUUACCAAAAUGCGCCAUGGAAUCGUGUCCCGCCUGAAAACUACGGCAUCUCGGCAUUGAUGGCUCGCCUCCAAGAGCUCCUCACAUCAAACGUCCGCCGCGAGUUCCCAUCGGUGCGCUCCGAGGUGAUCAAAAGGCUCAAAGACUCGAAAAGUCUGUUGCAAUCUCUGGGAGUUCAGCGAGAGACAGCGGAGCAGCAGAGGCGGAUUCUUCUAGAUGUUGUCUCAGCCUUUCAAGAGAUUACACAGCACGCCCUUGCGACAAAUUAUGGAGUCAAUGAUGUGUUUGAUGAAGAUAAGGAUUUACGCCUGGCUACACUGGUUUCACUCAGAAAUGAUGUUUUUUGGCACAACCUCACCCAUUACGGUCACACCUACACUUUCCGGUCCAAACCGGAGGAGAUAGACGGCAGCGUUGAUGAUCAUGAGGAAAGACGCAAUACUCCAGUCAAUACUGGAAAAACACAAGAUAUCAUGCAAAGCCGGAAAAGCUGGGAUCCAACUCGGAACACCUCGGCAGAGGAUCUUGAGGAGAUUCUACAUGUUUCCGAGCCCGUGGAGCCCUCCGUCAAAUUGGGCAUUCUUUCUUGGAUUGAGGGUGUUUACUCCAAUUCUCGGGGCUUUGAGAUUGGUAUAUUCAAUCAUACUUUGCUAUCUACCCUUAUGAAGAAGCAGUCUGUCAAAUGGCCGAUCAUUGCGCGGGGCUACAUCAGUGACAUUAUCAGCGUUGUGCAUGCGUUUAUAUGUAAAGCACUUGAAGUUGUCUCCAAAGACACGCAGAUUUCCUCAAACAUCAUGUCCCUUCUGAUGGAUGACCUUGUUGAAAGGUACAAGCAGGCCAUCUCAACGGUUGAGUUUCUUUUGAGAAUUGAACGUGAAGGGACCCCAAUCACUCUGAAUCACUAUUUCAAUGACAACCUUGAAAAAUGUCGACAAAAACGGUUGCAUUCGACUGUGGCCAAGAAGGCUUUCGAUGAUUGUAAACAUGGGGAGGUUGUCCGACUGAGUGACAUUGUUCACCAACACCACAUGAGCAACGUCGACCAUACUGUAGCUCGGAAGCGGUUCAUGGACAAUGUGUGCAUGCAAGCUGCCGAUCACUACUUAGUCACUGGUCCCGAAGCCCCGAUGAAAUUGUUCUCGCCAUCAUGGGUGAAUGACCUCUCUAGCGAGAGACUAGAGGAGAUAGUUGGAGAGGGCAGGGCGUCAAAGCGGAGAUGA